AAUAAGAAUGAGCGAAAUUAAUCUUAUUUAUGAAGAAGAACAUUGUAGAUACACAGAAAACACAUUUCUCAGGAGUAUUUCUAAUAUUUUGGAAGAGUUAAUUUAAGAAACUGAUAUUUUUUAAAUAAAAAAAUCUUUAUUCCAUUCCGAGAAAUUACCUAACAUCUCUUUAGAAAACUAUUUGAUUAGAAUUGUUAGAUAUACGAAGUGCUCCAAAGAAUGUCUUUUAAUUGCUUUAAUAUAUCUAUAUAGAAUUUAAGAACUAAAUUAAGAAUAAUUAUUAAACAAAUAAAGUGUGCAUAGGUAUUUAAAAAUUAAGAAACUAGAUUUUUAAUUAUUGCUAUUGUUUUAGCAAUAAAAUAUUAAGAUGAUGAUAUUUAUGGAAAUGAUUAUUACGCUAAAGUUGGAGGAAUCACAAUGUAAGAAUUGAAUGACAUGGAAAAAGAAUUCUUAGAUCGAAUAGAAUUUUAAUUAUUUAUAGAUUAAGAUCACUACUACUUUUAUUAAUAAAAAAUAAAUUAAUUUUCUAGGUUAUGA
This is a messenger RNA of Paramecium sonneborni, 537 nucleotides long. Lineage: Eukaryota; Ciliophora; Oligohymenophorea; Peniculida; Parameciidae. The record is from the annotation of a GenBank genome assembly.